AUUAACAACAAAUUCACAUCUCUCUCUCUCUCUCUCUUGUUGCUUAUCCAUUUCCUCUCUAGAAUUUCUUAAAUCGAUUACUCCCGAAUUCGAGAGCAGAGUCGUUUUUUUUUUAAUUCCAACUCUUUUCUCUCUUGUUCUGAAUUCGUGGUUCAUCGAUAUUCACACACAAAAAAAAAAGACAUGACAGGCUUCUCUGUGUCUCUUUUCGUCUCAAACUUGUCAAAUGUGGCCUCGUAUUUGUCCCCCAUCUUCGAGAACAUCCCCUCCACCAAGGUUGUUCCCGCACAGAUCGACAAAGUUGUCUCUUUGGUCUCUCGUACCGGUCGCGAUUUGCAGCGUUACGAUAACGCUGGCUAUCGUCAAGUCGUCGGAUGUGUACCGUACAGAUACAAGAAACAACAAGUCAAUGGAAUUGAAACGCAAGAAAUCCAAGUUCUUCUUGUCAGUGCUCAAAAGGGCAAAGGAAUGUUAUUUCCAAAAGGAGGUUGGGAGACGGAUGAAUCAAUGGAGGAAGCUGCUUUGAGAGAGACAAUCGAAGAAGCGGGUGUAACGGGAGAGCUCGAAGAAAAGCUUGGGAAAUGGCAAUACAAAAGCAAAAGACAUAGCAUAAUUCACGAUGGACACAUGUUUGCUUUGCUUGUUAGUCAAGAGUUCGAGCGAUGGCCUGAGGCGGAAAUGAGACAACGCAGAUGGGUAAGUUUGGACGAAGCAAGAGAAGUAUGUCAGAAUUGGUGGAUGAGAGAAGCUCUUGAAGCAUUCAUUAACCUGAAAUGUCUCGCUGACGAUGAUGUAAGCGGGAACUGAAUUAGUAGUACUCAGAUGAAGAAUACGGUGUUUAGAGUUGGUGAAACAGAGCUUUUGACUUAGAAACCCUCUACACGGAGCUGAAGCUUCCUAAGGGAUUCAUUUGGUCACAGCAUCUCUCUGUCUCUUGAGAGGUGUUGAAAAGUUUUGAUUGUUAGAUGAAAGUCAACUUUUGUCUUCUAAUUUUAUUCAUUCUUUUGUAUUUGAUGAUUCGUUCAUUCUUUUAUUGUGAAUAAAAGUGCUAGACAUGU
Molecule: messenger RNA, 1058 nt
Organism: Arabidopsis arenosa
Lineage: Eukaryota; Viridiplantae; Streptophyta; Magnoliopsida; Brassicales; Brassicaceae
Source: the annotation of a GenBank genome assembly